Messenger RNA from Tachysurus fulvidraco (yellow catfish), 4062 nucleotides. RefSeq names its product merlin-like. The transcript has 17 exons. The record is from RefSeq and is a predicted model, not a curated record. Gene Ontology annotation, molecular function: cell adhesion molecule binding; actin binding. Gene Ontology annotation, cellular component: plasma membrane; cytoskeleton; adherens junction. NCBI's taxonomy places the organism in Eukaryota, Metazoa, Chordata, Actinopteri, Siluriformes, Bagridae. The coding region runs from base 152 to 1909 and encodes 585 amino acids. Gene Ontology annotation, biological process: positive regulation of protein localization to early endosome; regulation of gliogenesis; positive regulation of early endosome to late endosome transport.
AGGCAAGUUAGCUAGUUGUUUCGGUUCAAGCUGUAACUUUCAGCCGUGUUGUUGUUCGUCUUUGUCGGGAGAAAUCGGAAAAUUUACUCCGGGGAUUCGGCCUGGAACAAUAACCGGAGGACUGAAGGAGUCAGGCUAUUAAAAGCUCAAAAUGUCGAUUCUGGGUCUUAAAAAGAAACAACCCAAGACUUUUAAAGUCAAAGUCAUCACCAUGGAUGCAGAGAUGGAGUUCAGCUGUGAGGUAAAAUGGAAAGGCAAGGACUUGUUUGAUCUGGUGUGCCGAACUAUUGGACUGAGGGAAACUUGGUUCUUUGGUCUCAGGUACACUGUGAAAGACACGUAUGCUUGGCUUAAGCCUGACAAACGGGUUUUGGAUCAGGAUGUACCAACAGACUCUCCUAUAACAUUUCAUUUUCUUGCUAAAUUCUUCCCUGAAAAAGUUGAGGAGGAACUCGUUCAGGAAAUCACACAGCACCUUUUCUUCUUACAAGUCAAGAAACAAAUACUAGAUGAGGAGAUCUUUUGCUCUCCGGAGGCCUCGGUCCUUCUGGCAUCAUAUGCUGUUCAAGCCAAGUAUGGAGAUUAUGACCCAAAUUUCCACAAACCAGGCUUCCUGGCACAAGAUGAACUCUUGCCUAAAAGGGUUCUGAUGCAGUAUCAGAUGACACCAGAGAUGUGGGAGGAGAAGAUCACAGCUUGGUAUGCUGAGCACAGAAAUCUAGCAAGGGAUGAAGCUGAAAUGGAGUAUCUGAAAAUAGCACAGGAUCUCGACAUGUAUGGCGUCAGCUAUUUUUCAAUCACACAAAACAAAAGAGACAAGGAGCUCCUGCUUGGUGUCGACGCACAGGGACUUCAUAUCUACAGCCCCAAUAGCAAACUGAAUCCCCAGAAGUCUUUCCCCUGGAGCGGCAUCCGCAACAUCUCAUACAGUGAGAAAGAGUUUACUAUUAAGCCGCUGGACAAAAAGAAGGACGUCUUUAAAUUCUAUUCUUCACAACUCAGAGUAAAUAAGUUGAUCUUACAGCUGUGUAUUGGGAACCAUGACCUGUUUAUGAGGAGGAGGAAGGUGGACUCUAUUGAAGUGCAGCAGAUGAAAGCUCAAGCCAAAGAAGAGAAAGCUAGGAAAAAGAUGGAGCGUCAGAUUCUAGCGCGGGAGAAGCAGAUGAGGGAGGACGCAGAGCGGGCGAAAGAGGAGAUGGAGCGCCGGCUGUUUCAGAUUCAGGACGAGGCUCGUAUGGCUAAUGAAGCUCUGCUGCGCUCUGAGGAGACGGCAGACUUGCUAGCGGAGAAAGCCCAGAUCGCUGAGGAGGAGGCAAAGCUGCUGGCUCACAAAGCAGCCGAAGCCGAGCAGGAGAGGCAGAGACUGGAGGUCACGGCCCUCAAGACGAAAGAAGAACACAGGCUAAUGGAGCAGAAGAUGAGGGAGGCGGAGCAGUUAGCUGUAAAACUGGUGGAGCAGUCAGAGAGGAGGACAAAGGAGGCUGAUCAUUUAAAGCAGGAUCUGACCGAGGCCAAAGACGCAGAACGUAGAGCCAAGCAGAAGCUGCUAGAGAUCACCAAAACUACAUACCCCUUGAUUGCUGCGUAUUCUAAUCCUCCACCCACACCUGGACCUGACAGUACGGAGAUGCAGAUGGACGUGGCCGCCUCGUACCGCCUCGAAGACUCUGACAUGAAGAGACUGUCCAUGGAGAUCGAACGUGAACGGCUAGAGUACAUGGAGAAGAGCAAACACCUUCAGGAUCAGCUUAAAGAGCUGAAGUCAGAGAUCGAGUCUCUGAAGCUGGAGGAGCAGCAGCAGCAGGCGGGUCUUUACAGCCUGAGGGGUUACUCUGAGCCGCCCUACAUCCCCCACAGCAACAGAAACUCAGCCUACAUGACUCAGAUGGCGUUUUUCGAAGAAGUGUGAAUAGACAGAAACCUGACAAGGAGGACGGAGGUGAAGAAAUCAUCACUACAGUGUGUGACACUUAUCAGGGAAUGUACGAUAUCGAGCACCGAUUAUCAAGCACACACUCCUGCACAAAACACUUCGGGGGGAAAAAGUCAUUUGAAAUCAUUUUACUGACUGGUUUAAAAGCUCACACUAAAAGUGCUGUGCACAGAGCAACACAGAGGUUACUACAGUUUUCAAGCAGAUGUUUAAUUUUUGCAAUGCCAAAAAAUCCUUUUAUUUUUGUCUUAUCUAAACCAUAUCAUAAAAUUAGUUUUCACAAAAAGAGAAAAGAACUUUCCUUAUAUUUCAUUAAGGUUGAGUACGUCUGUUUAAUUUCACCAGGGAAGUUUAACUAAUGUGCAACUGCUUGUUACCAUCAGCCUUUUCAUUUUGAGAGAACAUUUCAUCGGCGUCACAUUUUCCUCCUGGAUUUCAGCUAGUAACAAGCAGUCCUCUUGCACUAGUGCCUUUUUAACGCGCAUGAUCGAAGCCAGGUUUAUGCAGUGUUUGUUACGAAUGCAGGGGUAAAUUAUAAAAAGAAUUAUGUCUCCGGUGUAACACUGCACAGUCUAACAGACCUCUGAUGCUUUACCUUUUCUGGCAGCUCGGUUUCCGCUUCACUGUUUAUUCAUUUCACUCGGAGGACUCGAAGCCUGGCUCUCUCCACUUUCUGCAUCCAUGGUAAAAGAUUUAGCCAUAUGCCCAAACCACUGCUACAGUCCUUUCCUUACAAAUGUGCCUGAACUUCAUUCAUCACGUUAUUUUCAAUAACGAAUCCGACAGAAUCAAGCUCUUACAAUCUAGACAAGUCAUUUCCUUUUGCACUGUAGUGGGUGUUGCAGCUUGUAAAGCGUAGCACAGGUUUGCAUUUUCCUGAAAAUGCUGUGCUGUAAGGAAUAAAAAACAACAAGGAGUGCUGUUAAAUAUACACCAAAGGAUUGAUUUUCCUCUUAUACAACAGCCAUUUUUCGAAUUUUAAACAAUGUCAAUGUUUUAUUUUUAAUGAAACACAUUGUGCUUUUUAUCUGCUUUGUAAAACAUAAAUAUUUAUGCCUCGUGUAAGAAAGCGUCAAACCAUAGAGCUCUGACUUUUGACACUCCUUUCGUAAACGUCUACACUUAAAACACUAGGUCAACAAUUCCACCCAGUUUUACAUUGGAUUAUGUGAUUGUUACUGUACAAACAAUAGAGGGGACUGACAGGGGGAUUAACAUCGGGACUGCAGCAAACAAUACUAAACUACUGACACUAACAGGACAAAAACUAAACCCUACUGUACUAUAAAGGCCAGCAUUAGUGCUGUUUUAGACGACGUGCAUAUAAAAUUAAAACACCAGCUAAAGUAUCCAUGUCCUGUCCAGAUUGUGUGCUUUCAAAUGAUUUAUAGAGACCAUUUCAAUUUAUACUCAUUCGUUUCAGCUGCACAACGUUCUUUUCUUUACUUUUUUUUUAUUCCCCAAUUGUCAGUUUUGCAAUAUUAUACUUUUCUUGUGCUUGGAAAAAAAAAACAGGCCAUUUUCUAUAACAAAUUAUUUAUACUUAAACCCUUUUUUUAUUACUUUUAAACAAUUUAAAGAAACCAUUUCAAUUUGUACUCAUUCGUUUCAGCUGCACUAGGUUCAUCAUUCAUGUUUAAAUGGUAAUGUCACAGAACAUUCAGUGUGUAAUGACCGAUGUUCUUAAACACUAUUUUUUUCUUUGCUUUGUUUUCUUUUCCCCCAUUGUCAGUUUUACAAUUUUUCUUGUACAUUUCUUGUGCUGUAAAAGAAAAAAACAGGCCAUUUUUUAUUACAAAUUAUUUAUACUUAAACCCUUUUUUUUUUUCUUUUAAGCAAGUGAUUAUGGUUUAAAGUGAUAUGCGGUUUGUUCUUCAUUCUUGUUUUUGUGUGUAUCUUGAUGCCAUCCUGGUCAGUAUGAAACUGCAUGGUUUAAACUGGGAAUAGCUCAGUUCUCAGCUAUUGAUUAAAGUGGCAGAAAAUGUUUGGGGUUUAGCAGUAAGCUUUAGAGGUUUACAAAGAUUUCAUGAUGCUUUGAAUUUGAAAAUUGGGCAAUUCUCCCGUAGCAUACUACCUUUGUAGCACAUAAACACAAGUUCAUUAGUUUUUGGUAAAAAAAUAAUAAUAAU